Messenger RNA from Biomphalaria glabrata, 4823 nucleotides. Its product is annotated as polyphosphoinositide phosphatase-like. The transcript is spliced from 23 exons. The coding region runs from base 30 to 2936 and encodes 968 amino acids. Gene Ontology annotation, molecular function: phosphatidylinositol-3,5-bisphosphate 5-phosphatase activity. Gene Ontology annotation, biological process: phosphatidylinositol dephosphorylation. NCBI's taxonomy places the organism in Eukaryota, Metazoa, Mollusca, Gastropoda, Planorbidae. Gene Ontology annotation, cellular component: intracellular membrane-bounded organelle. The record is from RefSeq and is a predicted model, not a curated record.
AAAGUCUUUUAGACUAGAUUUAUGUAAACAUGGAGGAGGUACCACUCAUAACAUGGAUCCAAAAGCUGGUUCUGUAUGAAACUAAAGCGAGAUAUUACAUUGUUGGAUCAAAUAAAACAGAAACUCGCUUCAGGGUUCUCAAAAUAGAUCGGACUGAACCUAAAGAACUGGUCAUCCAUGACGACAAGGUAGAAUACAAUCGCAAUGAGAUACGCAGUGUAUUGUCCAUGAUAGAUGGUGGGAAUAAAACAAAAAAGCAAGGCUCAGGAAGUAAUGGUCUAGCCAAAAAUAUUUCGGCUUUUGGCCUUGCAGGUUUUGUCAGAUUCCUAGAAGGCUACUACAUGAUAUUGAUCACUAAGAGAAAGAAGGCGGCUGUCAUUGGCUCUCACAUUAUUUACAAGAUUGAGGACACAUCCAUGCUGUACAUUCCCAAUGACAGUGUGAGAUACACUCACCCUGAUGAGAGCAGAUAUGUUAAGAUGUUUCAAACUGUGGAUUUUUCAAGUAAUUUUUACUUUAGCUACAGUUAUGAUCUAACACACACACUGCAGUUCAACAUGACCCCUGUGCAUGGAGCUUCUGGACCUCACAAGUCAAGCCAGCCCUCAGUUCCACAUCUUCCAAGCAAGAGAACUUCAUCAAAGGGGCAGUCACUCUGGGAUGAUGAGCCAGCAGACAGCACACCAUCCAGCACAGCCUCCAAGGAGACAGAGAAGCUUGAGAUGUCUGUUGAGGAGUUCACAGACAUGAAUCAUACACCUGAAGCAGCGCAAACCAUCCCAGAGGUGCAAGCGCAGGAAAAAGAAACAAAGUCAGUUCCAGGACCAGUUGUCUGCGGAGUAAAAAAUGCACCUUGCAGGAAAUACGUUUGGAAUAAUCAUCUUCUGAAGGGGUUUGAAGGUCAUGUGCACUCAGAUUGGAUUCUGUACAUUAUCCAUGGAUUCAUCGGACAAAGCAAUAUCUGUGUAUUUGGCAAGUCCUUCUACCUCACACUAAUUGGCCGAAGGUCAAACCAGUAUGCUGGCACCAGGUUUCUGAAAAGGGGAGCUAACCAUGAGGGAUAUGUAGCCAAUGAAAUAGAGACUGAACAAAUUGUUCAAGACACUUCAGUCACAUUUCUGGGUCAUGGUAAGGUCACUUCCUAUGUCCAGCAUCGUGGGUCAGUCCCCCUCUUUUGGUCGCAAGACAUCUCCAAGAUGGUCAAGCCACCCAUUUCCUUGGACCAAAGAGAUCCUUACCACAGUGCAGCAGGCAUGCAUUUCAACCAAUUAUUGUGUCGUUAUGGGGCACCAAUUAUUGUGUUCAACCUUGUUAAGACCAGAGAAAACAAAAGACAUGAGAGCAUUUUGAGUGAAGACUUCAUCAAGGCCAUAGAUUAUCUGAACCAGUUCCUACCUGAAGAACAUGGUAUCCAGUACAUUGGCUUUGAUAUGGCCAGAGUCAAUAAGAGAAAAGAUGCUGAUGUUAUGUUGCGACUCAACAGGAUAGCUCGUUACUGUAUGAAGCAGACAGGAUUCUUUCUCAGUGUACAGCCAUCACAGGCUCAGUAUUUGCUCAUAGACCCUCAACUGCAAAGUCUGAAAGGUGUUUGGGGUCCUUUGGGCUGUAAGCAGUCUGGUGCUGUCAGAACCAAUUGUGUUGACUGUCUGGACAGAACUAACACUGCACAGUUUGCUCUAGGGCGCAGUGCCUUGGCCUACCAGCUGUAUGCUUUGGGUGUUCUGGAAAGUCCACACCUGGAGUUUGAUACCGACUGUGUGAAAAUGCUUGAGGAGCUGUAUGAAGAUCAUGGAGACACCCUAGCGUUACAAUAUGGUGGGAGUCAGCUGGUGCACAGAAUAAAAGGCUACAGAAAGGUGGCCAGGUGGACGUCACACAGUCGUGACAUCAUGCAGACCUUGUCUCGUUACUACAGCAACAACUUUUCAGAUGUUGAAAAGCAACAAGCUUUCAACUUGUUCCUGGGAGUCUUUGUUCCUGCUGAGGGUCAGCCUAACCUUUGGGAUCUCCUCACUGAUUGCUACUUGCACAAUAAGGCUUCUGUAGGGAUCCCAUUCACACGAAAUCAUUAUUGUCAAUGGUGGCACAAAGAUGUUUGGGCAAGUCUGCCACUACCACAAGAAGAAGUGAUGAAACCCAAAAUGGCCCAUUUCCUAUCCAUGGUCGCCCCAUCAACAGAUGAGCAUGUUGACUCUUUCUAUGAGUAUUACCGUCCAGCAGAUCUGAGCUCAUUCGAUGAAAUGUACCAGAUUUAUUUAUCACAGGCCAGCAGAAAACUUAUGCCCAAAAAUACAUUGGAUUUCAGUCCAUUUUCUGUCAGACAUUCAACAGAUAGAAAUGAAAGAGAGUCGAACCCAAAUGUCUCUGGCAAAGAUUCAACUUCCUCCACAACAUCUUUUGGCUCAGAGGGCAGUUCAGACACAACAGAUGACUCAGACGUGGAGGGGUGUGUCCAGUUGUCAGAUUCUUCCAGUGACCACAGCUCAGAGGAUGAACAAAAUUACAUCUCCUUUAAGGAUCUGUUCCCUUCUAUGAAGACAGUGUACAAUGCAGAGAUAACUGAGCCCAGUGCAAGAGAUCAGAAGAUAUAUGAGAGAUAUGUUGACAUAGGCAAUGGAAAAAACAGCUCUGUGACAAACCUUCGCAGGUCUGAUUUUUUAUUUGAGAGCAGCAAGAUUGAAUCAUCUCUUAGUGAAGAUUGUAGUGAUUUAUCGCUUCGAGAAAAACCAAAGAUGGUUGCCUCCCCUGGCAUUGACAUAUUUCCAAUCUCAGCAUUUAAACUAGAUAGCACCUUUUAUGUUGAACCACCUCCUGUAAGCAAGCAAUCUAAAGACAUCUACACUGCCUAUGUCCAGAGGGGUCACUUUGGUGCAGGGGCUGUGUCUGAUGCUGACCGCCAUGCCUACAUCAAGUAUGUAAACAAAAAGUUCCUGUGAUGAAAAUAUUUUGUUUCAUAAAUGGGCUCCACUUGGGCAUCCAGACAUCACAAAGCUCCACUUGGACAUCCAGACAUCACAAAGCUCCACUUGGACAUCCAGACAUCACAAAGCUCCACUUGGACAUCACAACAUCACAAAGCUCCACAUUCACAACCAGACAUCAACAAUUUCAAGUUUUGAUGACAUGAAUAACUGAAUCAUAUUGUUCAUCAUCCUGCCACUAGAGAAAUUUAGCUCAGUACCCAUACUUAAAAACAUUUUCUCUAAGAAGCUAAGGGAUGUAACUUUCUACCUUAUAAGAGAUUUGUGUUGUUCAUCUUUCAAUACAAGAAGGAGAGUUUCAAUUAAAGGUACAGAAUCUAAUCAUGCGUUACCGCCCUUAAAAAAUAUUUAGGAGGAAGUUUGUCAAACAAAGUUCUAGCUGGCCAGAAUGAAGAAUCAAGGGUUACCACCAUUAGUAUGCCUGAGAAGCAAUGUAGAAGAGUUGUCCCAAGCUUUUCUGAGUCAAAAACCCAAAUAAAAAAAUAACUGUAUGAACUUCACUUAUCCUUUGUGUUGUUAAAAGGAUACUGCUCAAGGGCUUCAGCUGGCUAUUUGAUCUCAAUAUUAAUAAUAAUUAUAGCUUUUAUAUAGCACUAUUUUCAUGCUUAUAAUAUACUUAGAGCGCUAUGGUCCAAUCUCAUUUGUGGACCAGUGGGGGGAGGGGGAUAUCUGGGAGAAGGUUUUUCGUGCUGCCUUUAGGCUCUCAGAAAACAUAACUCUGCUCGAGUCGGGUGUCGAACCUCGAGCCCCCUUAAUAGUUAGCCAAGACAAGCCAAGUUCAAAUGUGAUAUAAUACGUCCACAUCCUCUGCUGUAAAAAUUUUGGUCUAUUUUGGUCCAGGGUUUUGUGGAUCUCUCAAGUCACUCUGAGCAUUUUUUACCGACUAUAUUAUGUGAUUAUGCUUUUUACAAUUUAAAUAGAAUAAUCAGGUAAGUGACUCUGUACAUGAACUGAUUGAUCUCAAAUUGUUUGUAAAAACUUGUAUUGUUCUCUACCUUGUAUUAAAUUUUUUUGUAUGUUGCAUUUAUAUAAAAUCAAUGUUCAAUUAAUUAAACCUAAUACAAUUAUAUAUAUUGUAAUGUUGAAAAGUCUAAGAAUAUGUAUAUAUUUAUAAUUUGUGGACUGGUUUGCUUGAAACUUCACUAUAGGAUUUCAUUAUGGGAAGAUUUUCCUUUCAAUCAAUACCAUGUCACCUACCUGUUGGUAUUAUAUAUUUAAUCUAUAGGGCAGAUGAUGUAAAGGCCAUCUGUUCAUGUAGUCCCCGGUUAACUAGGGCCAGCACAACAACCAACUGCCUUUACUUUUCCCCAACUAUCAUGUAGGCCUAUCCAUUAGAGUUGGGUGGACUAAGAAGGCCCCAAAAAUCCUGAAAUUCAAAAUUUUUGGUCUUCACUGGGAUUUGAACCCAAGGCCCCUUGGUUUGGAAGCCAAGCACUUUACCACUCAUCCAUGAAUUUUCCAGGAUUAUAUAUUCACGCAUAUAAAUGUCUACAUGUUGUCACUAUUGCAAUUCAAGUUCUUUUUACUGAUAAGGUUAAAAAUUGGUACAUUUUGGGUAUCUCUAUUUUAGACUGUGGGAAGAUUCUUAUCUGUUAUUGAACUCUUGUCACAAAAAGUUCAUACAACCUACAAACACAUAUUUUUCAUAAAAAGUUGAUGUUGAUAUGAAGAGCCACUGAUAUUGCAUGUCCUUUGACAAAAAGGGAAGAACUUAGGUAGAGGCAAUUUUUUUAACUGUACUGAAAAAAUUAUACGGUUAUGAUUGUAUAUUUUGUUAUAUAAAAGUCAAAGGUGGAUAUAAUAUUAGACUUAUGAUUGUAUAUUUUGUGAUAUAGAAGUCAA